This is a messenger RNA of Hyposmocoma kahamanoa, 961 nucleotides long. RefSeq lists its product as uncharacterized. The record is from RefSeq and is a predicted model, not a curated record. NCBI's taxonomy places the organism in Eukaryota, Metazoa, Arthropoda, Insecta, Lepidoptera, Cosmopterigidae. The transcript has 3 exons. Bases 118 to 471 code for a protein of 117 amino acids.
UUGUUCGGACACAACCCUACAUAUUGCCUUGUUUACCUCCACUCGGCACACGCGCACUUCAUACACUCAUCGGCUUCACUCGAGAACGCUCGAUUUGCGAGACUCAUUUCAGUAAUCAUGAAACUUAUUACCUGCACCUGUCUCUUCGUAGCGCUGCUCUCGUUCAGCGACGCGUUCAUGGAGAAUUUCAUGUGGAACAUGCAGCGCAACAUGGCCGCCAUGAACGCGCAGAUGCAGCGCAAUAUGGAGAACAUGAACUGGCAGAUGCAGCACCAGCUGCAGCAGCAAGUAAGGCAGGCCACAGGUGACGCGGUAAGUUCCGCACAGGGAUAUUCGUCAGGCUCGCAACAGUCAACAUCGUGCGUCAACGGCCGGUGCAUCAUCUGCGUGGACGGCAAUUGCAAGGUCUGCGAGAAUGGCAACUGCGUCGUCUGCAACGGCAACAGCUGCUCCAGCGUCAUCAUUGGAUAAUACAUGUUCUACUAAAGUCCUUCGGCAUACGCGCGGAGCGACUCCAGUCUGCGGGACGCGCGAAGCGAACGCGCUCGGCGAAUCACGAACGUCGUGUGUCAGUCGUGACUUCUGAUUAAGCGGCCGAGUGAUAGUGAUCGAGAGCGCUCCUUUCCUGCGUCCCACAGAAACAGUCCCUAAUUUAUUGUUCAUUACGGCUAAACUUUAGAUUAUUUACAAAAAAAGACUAGACUAAGUCUGAAACAUAUUUUAUGUAAUUCUUUACAUCUGUUUUACAUCUUAUUUCCACCGGAUAUUUACUUAAAAUACUGUCGGCUUGCUUAGGUUUCCUUGUACGAAUGCCCUUUUUAUUAUAUUCAAGUGACAACCUUUCUUUCUCCUUUGUACGAAGCACUGAGUUGCUCAAGUUGCAAAACACUCGUUGACAGUUCAUGCAUUACAAUAACAGGCUCACUCGUUUAUGUCAUUUUUACAUUCUUAUUAAAUGGUU